AUGGACGCAAACGCUCAAGGCGGUCCGCCGACGGCCGAGAUCGCCGAGGUCGACAUCGAGUUACCGGCGCCGCCUGCACCGCCUGCACCGCCUGGCCCGACACAGGUUGUCGAGCCGAGCGCGCCAGCACAGCCCGAACAGGAGCUCCCACCCUCCGCUGCUGCGCUGUUUGCGUCAGCGCGCGGCGACCGGUUGAAGCAGGCUGCGGAGCGGCGUAUCCCCGAGCACCGCGAGCAGCCGGCGCCUCCUGAAGCGCCAGCGGCCGCUGCUGAGGCCGCUCCCGAGGCCACUCCUUCCGAUCCUACCGCCGACAUUCCCGCUCCCUCCGCACCCGUCUCUCAAGCCCCCUCCGAUACCCCCGAGGAGAAAGUGAAGAAGACGAAGAAGAAGGCCAAGAAGACCAAGGCGAAUAAGGCCGAGACCGAGGACAAGCCCGUCCCCGAGGCUGUCCCGGUCGAGGAGCCCUCUCCCCCUCCUCCCCCUCCCAAACCGACCCUCUCGCCCGAGGACGCGGCCCGCGUCGAAGCCCAACUGAAGCGCGACCUGGCGGCCACGCCGGCGCAGCUGAACCCUCCCCUCGCCGCGUCAAUCUUCCGGAGCGCGAGUGAGCCGGGUUCUGACCGCCCGGUAGCUGAGCAGGACCACGAGAAAGUCUCGGCAUGGCAAGAGGAUGAGUUCCAGCGCCGCCUGAGGGGCGAGUACGAGUCGGCUCCGCAGUCUGUCGGCGAGAUCGUGUGGGGGAACAUGGAACGUCCCAUGCGCGUGACCUCCAUCCGCCUUUCCCCUCCUCCCCCGACAACCAGGCGCGACUUUAUCGACGCCAUGCUCAGGCCGUUCUUACAGCCCACCUGGCCGGCGUGGCUGUACGGUGUCCCACCGAAGGGGGAGACGCUGCAUGAAGUUCUCCUGAGCACCAAGUAUAUGCUCGCGCAUAUUGAUCAGCUUGGCGUGUUCGAUGCCGCGCACACGGGCGUACGCCUCGAGCCUUCACCCUCUGGCAAUCCUGACGAGAUCGAGCUCGUCCUGUCUCUCCGGGAACGGGGCCGGCUCUUCCUCAAGGCCGGCACCGAGUUUGGCGGUAAUGAGGGCGGCGGAAACGUCACUGCGCGUAUACGUAACGCGCUUGGCGGUGGUGAGGCACUCGAACUCAACGCCAGUCUCGGGACAAAGACCCGUUCAGCGUUCCAGGCCUCCCUUGGGGUUCCGGUUCUCGCAUCGCCAUACCUCAAUUUCCAGGUGUCGGCGUUCAGCCUUGACCGGGACAACACGGCGUUUGCGAGCCACCGCGAACUGGCCCAGGGCGGGAGACUCAAGCUCGCCGCACUGACGCCAUGGGGUAACCAUGAUUUGGUGUACGAAUAUGUCUCGCGUGAGAUUGGGCAUCUUCAGCCCAAGGCUAGCGUUUCAAUCCGAGAGCAAGCUGUUCCCUCGACCAAGGCGUCAAUCUCACACUCGUGGACAAGCGAUACCCGCGACGACCCGUGGUGUGCCACAGCCGGGCGCCUGCUCAAGGCCACGCAUGAAUAUGCCGGCUUACCCGGCAGCUCGGAGUUUGCUCACUUCCUCAAGAGCACGACACAGAGCCAGACCUCGCGUCCUAUCUUCCCUGGUUCCAAUGUCUUCGUCUCCGUGUCGUCGUUCACGUCGCUUCUCUACCCCCUCUGGAAGGGCGAGGGUAAGAGUUACCUCCCCGACCGGACGUUCUUGGGCGGUCCGAACUCGGUGCGCGGAUUCAAGGUCGGCGGACUAGGGAUGAGCGAUAAGACGGACUCGCUGGGCGGAGACCUGGCAUACGCGCUGGGCGUGAGCAUGAUCGGGCCUAUUCCGAACAAGGAACACUGGCCGCUCAAGUUGCACACGUUCAUGAACGUUGGCAAGGUGCUGCGGUAUGACCAGACGCGCAACUUUGCCGAGAACAUGGCCAAGCUCUACACUUGCCCGUCGCUGUCUGUCGGCGUGGGUCUGUUCUACCGAUUCGACCCGCUCCGUAUCGAGCUCAACUUUUCGAUGCCGCUCAUCGCGCGCAAGGGCGAACGCCUAGCGCGGGGCUUCAGUGUCGGCAUGGGCAUCGAGUUUUUGUAG
Messenger RNA from Cutaneotrichosporon cavernicola, 2082 nucleotides. RefSeq lists its product as uncharacterized. Bases 1 to 2082 code for a protein of 693 amino acids. Gene Ontology annotation, cellular component: outer membrane. Gene Ontology annotation, biological process: protein insertion into mitochondrial outer membrane. Lineage: Eukaryota; Fungi; Basidiomycota; Tremellomycetes; Trichosporonales; Trichosporonaceae. The transcript is spliced from 6 exons. The record is from RefSeq and is a predicted model, not a curated record.